Momordica charantia (bitter melon) is the source of this 1156-nucleotide messenger RNA. Its product is annotated as deSI-like protein At4g17486. NCBI's taxonomy places the organism in Eukaryota, Viridiplantae, Streptophyta, Magnoliopsida, Cucurbitales, Cucurbitaceae. The record is from RefSeq and is a predicted model, not a curated record. Gene Ontology annotation, molecular function: deubiquitinase activity. Gene Ontology annotation, biological process: protein deubiquitination.
ACUUGAAUUACAAGAUUCCCAUUUCCCAACCCCACUUAAAAAUUCAUAAACUUUUGUUAAUAAUCAAGAACAAUUAUGGUUACCCAUUAAUUUAAUUUCUUUUUACUUUUUGCGCGGAGCACUUUUUUUUGUUUAUGUUUCCGAUGAUCAUUUUCUAUUGGUUCGAAGAUAUUUAGCAAUGGAGGAGUUGUUAUUAGUUGGAGUGAGGGAGUGAAGUGAGAUCGAAAUGUUGUGCAGAAGAAUCUCCAGCAAUGGCGAUUCCGGAUCGGCGCCAGUGUACCUCAAUGUGUACGAUCUGACGCCCAUUAAUGGCUACGCAUAUUGGUUCGGCCUCGGAGUUUAUCAUUCCGGUGUUCAAGUUCAUGGGAUUGAAUUUGCAUUUGGGGCUCAUGAAUAUCCGAGCACAGGGAUAUUUGAAGGGGAACCGAAGCAGUGCGACGGAUUCAAGUUCAGAAGAUCAAUUUUGAUUGGGAAAACAGAUUUGAGUCAAGCAGAAGUGAGGUCAUUAAUGGAGGAACUUGGUAAAGAUUACAGAGGAAAUGCAUAUAAUCUAAUCACCAAAAAUUGCAACCAUUUUUGCAACCAAGUUUGCAUGAAACUCACUGGAAAUUCCAUCCCAAGUUGGGUCAAUCGUCUAGCAAGAAUUGGGUGGAUUUGCAACUGUGUUUUACCAGCAACCUUAAACUCCACAAAAUUUGGACAAAACAGAGUGAAAAAGAAGACAAGUGAAGAAGAAGAAGAAGAAGAAGAGAAGAAGAAGAAGGAAUCGCCAAUAGUCCAAACAGCUGAAAUUGCAGCUUCUAAUUCAUCUUCUUCUUCUUCAUCUUCUCCAACCAUUCUCCGCAGAGGCAGAAGCAGAACCAGACGACCUCGUCCUCCACCUUCUCCAUUGAUUCCCACUUCCAAUUCUUGAAGAUUACUCCUCCCCCCUCUAAAUUAUCUCUCUCUCUCUACAAAAGGCAUUUUUUAUGGGGGUAUUUCAGUGAUUAUGUAAAUUGUGUAUUAUUAGGCAAAGUGGGUUGUUUGCCUGUCUCUUCAGUGUUUUCCCCUCCAUUACUGUCCCAUUUUCUUGGAUUUUCUUGAGCUGCCAUUAAAGUUACAGGUUGGGUUUUGAAGUUUCUUGAUGGGCAAAUUCAUUUUUUUUUUGUUGCAAAUA